This is a messenger RNA of Cynocephalus volans (Philippine flying lemur), 4142 nucleotides long. RefSeq names its product zinc finger MYND-type containing 11 (gene ZMYND11). The transcript has 16 exons. Gene Ontology annotation, molecular function: DNA binding; transcription corepressor activity. Gene Ontology annotation, cellular component: nucleus. NCBI's taxonomy places the organism in Eukaryota, Metazoa, Chordata, Mammalia, Dermoptera, Cynocephalidae. Gene Ontology annotation, biological process: regulation of transcription elongation by RNA polymerase II; regulation of signal transduction. Bases 139 to 1992 code for a protein of 617 amino acids. The record is from RefSeq and is a predicted model, not a curated record.
CCCCCCGCCCCCCGCGCCCGUCGCCGGCUCAGGCCCGAGAGGCGCCGGCGGCGGGAAGAGGCGGCCCGGCGGGGAGGGCGCGGCGGCGGCGGCGGUGGCGGCGGAGCCGGAGCAUAAUGCUAAAGAAGUAAACAGGUCAUGGCACGUUUAACAAAAAGACGACAGGCGGAUACAAAAGCUAUCCAGCAUCUUUGGGCAGCCAUUGAGAUUAUACGGAACCAGAAGCAAAUUGCCAACAUUGACCGUAUUACUAAGUACAUGUCUCGGGUCCACGGUAUGCAUCCAAAAGAGACCACCCGCCAGCUGAGCUUAGCUGUGAAAGAUGGUCUCAUUGUUGAAACGCUAACAGUGGGCUGCAAAGGCUCAAAAGCUGGUAUUGAACAAGAGGGAUAUUGGUUGCCAGGAGAUGAAAUUGCCUACAGUAUGCAGCCUUUCUCCAGGACAGCAACCCCAAACAAGGACUGGGAAACAGAAAAUCAUGACUGGUAUUGUUUUGAAUGCCAUUUGCCUGGAGAGGUGUUGAUAUGUGACCUGUGUUUUCGUGUGUAUCAUUCCAAGUGUUUGUCUGAUGAGUUCAGGCUUAGAGACAGCAGUAGUCCCUGGCAGUGCCCAGUUUGCAGGAGCGUCAAAAAGAAGAAUGUAAACAGGCAGGAGAUGGGCACGUACCUGAGGUUCAUCGUCUCCCGCAUGAAGGAGCGGGCUAUAGAUCUUAAUAAGAAGGGGAAGGACAACAAGCACCCGAUGUACAGGAGGCUGGUGCACUCAGCUGUUGACGUUCCCACCAUACAAGAGAAAGUGAAUGAAGGGAAAUACCGAAGUUACGAAGAGUUCAAAGCGGACGCUCAACUGCUUCUCCACAACACAGUGAUUUUCUAUGGAGCGGACAGUGAGCAAGCUGACAUUGCAAGGAUGCUCUAUAAAGACACAUGUCAUGAGCUGGAUGAACUGCAGCUCUGCAAGAAUUGUUUCUAUUUGUCAAAUGCUCGUCCUGACAAUUGGUUCUGCUAUCCUUGCAUACCUAAUCAUGAACUGGUUUGGGCUAAAAUGAAAGGUUUUGGGUUUUGGCCAGCCAAAGUCAUGCAGAAAGAGGACAAUCAAGUGGACGUUCGCUUCUUUGGCCACCACCACCAGAGGGCCUGGAUUCCCUCUGAGAACAUUCAGGACAUCGCAGUGAACGUCCACCGCCUGCACGUGAAGCGCAGCAUGGGGUGGAAGAAGGCCUGCGAUGAGCUGGAGCUGCACCAGCGCUUCCUUCGCGAGGGCAGGUUCUGGAAGUCUAAGAACGAGGACCGAGGCGAGGAGGAGGCAGAGUCCAGCAUCUCCUCCACAAGUAAUGAGCAGCUGAAGGUCACUCAAGAACCAAGGGCAAAGAAAGGACGGCGUAAUCAAAGUGUGGAGCCCAAGAAGGAAGAGCCAGAGCCUGAAACUGAAGCUGUGAGUUCUAGCCAGGAAAUUCCCACAAUGCCUCAGCCCAUCGAAAAAGUCUCCGUGUCGACUCAGACCAAGAAGUUAAGUGCCUCUUCACCAAGAAUGCUGCAUCGGAGCACCCAGACCAGCAGCGAUGGAGUCUGUCAGAGCAUGUGCCACGACAAGUACACCAAAAUCUUCAAUGACUUCAAAGACCGGAUGAAGUCUGAGCACAAGCGUGAGACUGAGAGAGUUGUCCGAGAAGCUUUGGAAAAGCUGCGUUCUGAAAUGGAAGAAGAAAAAAGACAAGCCGUAAACAAAGCUGUAGCCAACAUGCAGGGUGAGAUGGACAGAAAAUGUAAGCAAGUGAAGGAAAAGUGUAAAGAGGAGUUUGUAGAAGAAAUCAAGAAGCUAGCAACACAGCACAAACAACUAAUUUCUCAGACCAAGAAGAAGCAGUGGUGCUACAACUGUGAGGAAGAGGCCAUGUACCACUGCUGCUGGAACACCUCGUACUGCUCCAUCAAGUGCCAGCAGGAGCACUGGCACGCGGAGCACAAGCGCACCUGCCGCCGGAAGAGAUGAAGCCGGCCCCCCGGAGUCGCCCCGAGGAUUGCUCUUCUCAGACACAGCAGUUUUUGUUUCCAAGAAGCCAAAAUUGUUUAGAAUUUGCUUCCCAUUUUGCACCAGCCUUUAAACACUUUUCGUGAAGAAAUUUUGCACAGUAGUUUAAAUCUUUUGUUAAUGCUCCUCCGGAGUUUUUCAGGGGGUACAAGUAACAUCAGUGGAGGGUAUUAUUUUAAAUAAAUUUUAAUUGAAAAUUUGUUGCAUUUUCAGCAAAUUUUAAGACAUUUUUAGGUUUUACAGAGAUUUUAACCUUUAAACAACAGAUCUUUAAAAAACAACAGGUGAAUACAAGUGAGUUUAACAAAGAAACAUUUAGAAUAGAUCUGAAUGUAAGAACUACAGAACUGUUUCGGAAAUAAAACAUACUACCUUGAUGUGACGUUUAUUUCUUAACCUUGCUGAGCUGGUUUUGUUCAGCUUAGUUCACUGUUCAAAGGCAUCAUCUGUUGGUUGUGCCAGUGGGUAUGUGACUGAAUUUAGGGAACAGGGUUGACACAGCAGGGCUAGCCCUGCGUAUUUUUUCUUAAAUAUUUCCCAAUUGUGUUUUUCAUUAUUUCUUUUCAAUAUAUAACUUUUAUAACAAAUUAUUAGCUUUGAUCUUGUAGUUUAAAAUUGCAGGGAACUGGGGUAAUCUUUUACUGAGCUGGAUCUUAGAGAAAAUGAAUAUUUAAACUUUAAAGUUUGCACAUUUCAUCAUUGUCCUCCUAACAUGAGUGCUUGUAACAAAAUAAACAACAAAAAUAAAAUGAAAAACCAAAAACUACCUUUAUCCAUAUGUGAAAUUUUAGAUGAGGCAUACAGAUUUCUUUAAUGCUUCCCUCCCCUCCCCAAAUGUCAUCAAACUGCCUGUUAUCUGGUGUCACCUCGUGUGUCAGAAGUUAAUACUAAAAGGAAAGAAAGCACUUAAGUUUCACAGAAGCCGUUAUGUUUGUAGUAAUGGGUCAUUGCCUACUAAUGAACUCCAUCACUGUACACAGAAUGAAGAAUAAUGCAUGUUAAUUUCCUUGUAUUAAAGAUGCCGUGAUUUGUAAAAAGUCUGUAUUUUGCGGAAUGUCUGGAUUAAGAAGCAUUACCAAUAGGAAUGGAUCGAUAGUUGAAUAAUGAUUUUUUUUUAUACAUAGUUAUAUAAAAUACAGCCAGGAAAACUUAAAUUACUUUUCUUUAAAAAUAUCUCACAAUUUAUGUUUUUUUUUCAAAGACUGAUUUUAGAUCAAGUCAAAUUCCCAUGUAUCACUUAGUUAUUUUUUGAGGUUAGAGAAAUAAUUUGUAAAUAUUUAUUUAGACAUUUGAUAUUUAUUAAAGCAAUUACUCACAAUUGAAGUGAAAGACUCAGGAGAAAAGCCUUUUAAAAAGUUUUCUCCAGGUUUGUCAGGGUCACUCUAAAGAUAAAAAGGUAACUAAGUCUUCUGUGAAAUAUCAUCCAUCCAAUCUUGAUGCUGUUGCAGAUGGUGGUGACACAAGUUAAUUGAGAAACUACUGCCAAAUGGUGCACAAUAUCUUGUAACCCUGCCCCGGAGCCCCAUUUCCUACCACGUACUAAGUCACGUGGUAACUUGGCGUCACUGCCCCUUGUUGCUGUGUGGUCGUCGGCCUCGCCAGGGUGCUUGGUGCUGAUGGAGGUGUCAUGGCCAGGAUCGCUUCACCUUCUUUAAUUGUUUUUCGAGUUAUAAAACUUCGAUCCACCCCUAUGAGAGCAAGUUGUUGUGGAAAUAUUUUGGUGUAAAAUCAUUCCAGAGUAUGUAACAUUAACUGAUAGCUGCAUGAGAGUGAGAUUCGUGUUACUCUGGCUUUCUCGUCUCUGUUGACACGGUUGCACAUUUCAAGUUACUACAGUGUGAAAACUGUGUGUUUAAAAAAAAAAACAAAAUUAAAAAAAGAGAUUGUGGCCUGGUUUUGUAAAAGUUUUAGGUAAAAUUAAAAUUGAUUGUUUUAGGAAUCAUUAUUGAAAACUUUCUGCAAAUCAUAAAGCUGUAUCCAGGUGUUGAGCUUAGCCACUAUGCACAUUGUAAUUACUCAUUGUGGCUGUCCAGUUCUAUGACGCAUUCUGGCAUUUUGUAAGCUGCUCUGACUAGCAAUAUAUAGAUUCAUUUAAUGUGUUAACAUUGGUU